Terrapene triunguis (Three-toed box turtle) is the source of this 660-nucleotide messenger RNA. RefSeq names its product ADP-ribosylation factor-like protein 11. The transcript is spliced from 2 exons. Lineage: Eukaryota; Metazoa; Chordata; Testudines; Emydidae. Gene Ontology annotation, cellular component: cytoplasm. Bases 88 to 660 code for a protein of 190 amino acids. The record is from RefSeq and is a predicted model, not a curated record. Gene Ontology annotation, biological process: vesicle-mediated transport; intracellular protein transport. Gene Ontology annotation, molecular function: GTPase activity; GTP binding.
CUCUUGUCUGAGUGACUCUGCAAGAUAUUCAAGUACCACAAAAUCUCUUCCUAUUCAUCCUACCACUCUAUUGAUUUCAGCAGCACAAUGGGGACCUUGAGCUCCAAGGUUUGGUACAAAAAAGACGCCCGGGUGGUGAUGCUGGGACUGGAUUUUGCGGGCAAAUCCACCAUCUUGUCUAAAUUGAAGAGCAACGAGCUUGUGGAGACUUUCCCGACAGUGGGCUUCAAUGUGGAGACCCUGAAAACCCCAUGCCAUCUCCCCUUGACUCUCUGGGAUGUGGGUGGUCAAGACAAGCUCCGCGCUAGCUGGAAGGACUAUCUGGAAGACACGGACGCUCUCAUCUUUGUGCUGGACAGUGCCGACAAAACCCGGCUGCCAGAGGCAAUGGCUGAAUUGGAGAAAGUUCUGAACAAUGUACACAUGACUGGGGUUCCAGUCUUGCUUCUGGCCAACAAGCAGGAGCUGCCAAAGUCCCUCUCUCUCUCAGAGCUGCAGGAGAAGCUGAAUCUGGACUGGUUCAGUGGCCGAAGCUGGGAGCUGAGAGGGUGCAGUGCUCACACUGGCGAGGGGUUGAGGGAAGCCUUAAUGGCCCUGGCAGGACUUCUUAAGAGCCGGGAUAAGAAUUCCCCUGAAUGUGUCUGUGCGCCACUGCAGUGA